UCUCGACCCAGGCCGCGGACCCAGAGAAACUGCCAAACCAUGUCCAAUAUGGAGAAACACCUGUUCAACCUCAAGUUCGCGGCCAAAGAACUGAGCAGGAGUGCGAAGAAAUGCGAUAAAGAGGAAAAGGCGGAAAAGACCAAGAUUAAAAAGGCCAUUCAGAAGGGCAACAUGGAAGUUGCGAGGAUACACGCCGAAAAUGCCAUCCGCCAGAAGAACCAGGCGGUGAAUUUCUUGAGAAUGAGUGCGCGCGUCGAUGCGGUGGCUGCCAGAGUCCAGACGGCCGUGACGAUGGGCAAAGUGACCAAAUCGAUGGCCGGUGUGGUUAAAUCGAUGGACGCGACAUUGAAAACAAUGAAUUUGGAGAAGAUCUCUGCCUUGAUGGACAAAUUCGAGCACCAAUUUGAGACGCUGGACGUCCAGACGCAGCAAAUGGAAGACACGAUGAGCAGCACAACGACGCUGACCACUCCUCAGAACCAAGUGGAUAUGCUGCUCCAGGAGAUGGCAGAUGAGGCUGGCCUUGACCUCAACAUGGAGCUGCCUCAGGGCCAGACGGGCUCCGUGGGCACCAGCGUGGCCUCGGCCGAGCAGGACGAACUGUCCCAGAGACUGGCCCGCCUUCGGGAUCAGGUGUGA
Molecule: messenger RNA, 639 nt
Organism: Chrysochloris asiatica (Cape golden mole)
Lineage: Eukaryota; Metazoa; Chordata; Mammalia; Afrosoricida; Chrysochloridae
Gene: CHMP1B
Product: charged multivesicular body protein 1B
Exons: 1
Coding region: 40-639 (199 amino acids)
Biological process (GO): late endosome to vacuole transport; protein transport; endosome transport via multivesicular body sorting pathway
Cellular component (GO): ESCRT III complex; multivesicular body
Source: RefSeq, a predicted model, not a curated record